AUGAGAAUCAAAUUUUCAUUCUGUUACUGUGGCACACAUGAAAAAGUCAGUUCAAAACCAUGCAUUGUCAAAGAUAUGAAACAAACUAGCUUACUAAGAAAGAAGAAAAGCCAUAACAAGAAAAGAGAGUUCAAAUUAGUCACAUUAGAGGAGUGGCUUCUUAAUUCACCAAUUAUGAAAAGGGAUAGUAACUUCAAUGCUCAAAAUUUGGUUAGAAAAAAUGCUUAUUUUUCUGAUUCUGGACUAUAUAGUUUAUCUUUGGAGCAACUCUUGGUUUUGGAUGGUGUUAAUGAUGACUUUACAAUUUUGUCCUCUGAGUAUCAUAGUUUCUCUUCAAAGAGACUUUUGGAAAGUGAAAAGGUUGAUGGAGAAGAAAUGAGGUUAUUAAAGUCAUUUAAUAGAAGGCACCAAAGUAGCAAGGUAAAGAAAAGUGUUAGCUUUAGAUUACCCGAAGUUUCUGAUGUUAUCAUUUUGUAUCCAUCAUAG
This is a messenger RNA of Vicia faba (fava bean), 486 nucleotides long. The record is from the annotation of a GenBank genome assembly. Lineage: Eukaryota; Viridiplantae; Streptophyta; Magnoliopsida; Fabales; Fabaceae.